AUGGAGGAAAACCAAUUGGUCAGCAGUGAAUUUCAGAACUGGCUCAGCAGUACAAUAAACAGCUGCAAGAAAGGAGUCUGAGAAAAGACAUCAGGAAUCAUGUAUCGCAAAUCCUGCGCAUCUUCAGCAGCGUGUCUGAUAGCCUCUGCUGGGUACCAGUCCUUUUGCUCUCCAGGGAAGGUGAACUCUGUUUGUAUCAGCUGCUGCAACACUCCACUCUGCAAUGGACCCCGGCCAAAGAAGAGGGGGAAUUCUGGUGUGGUGCCGAGGGCUCACGUGAUAACCACCGUUCUGCUCCUUACAUUGGCUCUUUUGUUUUUGUAUUGCUAA
Phaethon lepturus (White-tailed tropicbird) is the source of this 330-nucleotide messenger RNA. It is a transcript of the gene LYPD1, whose product is annotated as LY6/PLAUR domain containing 1. The transcript is spliced from 3 exons. The record is from RefSeq and is a predicted model, not a curated record. Lineage: Eukaryota; Metazoa; Chordata; Aves; Phaethontiformes; Phaethontidae. Gene Ontology annotation, molecular function: acetylcholine receptor inhibitor activity. Gene Ontology annotation, biological process: acetylcholine receptor signaling pathway.